AUGUCGGAAUUCUCUGGAGUGCAAGCUUCAUCGAGCCCAAAAGACUCGGUAACGAAUGUGAUCCAACGGGGUCAAGCACAUUUAAUGCGUAGAUUAGAUUCGCUAAAGAACGCUAUCCAAGCCGCUAGAGAUACGGAUUCUUCAUAUGUAGAGGAAUGGACGGAACGAUUAAGUGUGAUAGUGUCCGCGUUCGAUACGAAGCACGCGUCGUUGCCAGAGACAGUGGAUGCUGCGCAGUGGGAAGCAGAAGAGAAACGGUAUGAGGAGUUUGACCGGCGUCGAUGUGAUAUAUCGAUACUUAUAAAAAGAUGCGGAGCAGAUCUGUGUGCGUCCAACACCGAAACGCAGCAGCCAGGAGUGUCGAACUCCCGAUCCAAGGUGCGGUUACCUGAGAUUCCUAUGCCUAGUUUCAAUGGUGCCUGGGAAACGUGGCCAACGUUUCGGGACUCGUUCGUUAGUAUGAUCGACGGGCAUCCGAAAUUGUCUGAUGUAGACAAGUUGAUGUAUCUAAAGCGCGUGGUAACUAAGGAAGCAGCGCAGCUGAUCGACGCAGUAGAAACUACAGCGGCGAAUUAUAGUGUGGCUUGGGAGCUGUUAAAAGAUCGCUACGAAAACAAAAAGGUGUUAGUGCGUCGCUAG
Molecule: messenger RNA, 639 nt
Organism: Anopheles moucheti
Lineage: Eukaryota; Metazoa; Arthropoda; Insecta; Diptera; Culicidae
Exons: 1
Coding region: 1-639 (212 amino acids)
Source: RefSeq, a predicted model, not a curated record